This is a messenger RNA of Dermochelys coriacea (leatherback sea turtle), 7482 nucleotides long. It is a transcript of the gene SMG6, whose product is annotated as SMG6 nonsense mediated mRNA decay factor. Lineage: Eukaryota; Metazoa; Chordata; Testudines; Dermochelyidae. Gene Ontology annotation, biological process: nuclear-transcribed mRNA catabolic process, nonsense-mediated decay. The transcript has 19 exons. Gene Ontology annotation, cellular component: telomerase holoenzyme complex. The coding region runs from base 27 to 4304 and encodes 1425 amino acids. The record is from RefSeq and is a predicted model, not a curated record. Gene Ontology annotation, molecular function: telomerase RNA binding; telomeric repeat DNA binding; protein binding.
CGGGGCGGGGCGGGGCGGGAACGAAGAUGGCGGCGGAGCUGGAGCGGGUGCGCGUCUCGGCGGCGGAGCUGAGGGGGAGCCUGGCGGCGUUGGGGAGGGCCCCGGGGGGCGGGGGCCGAGAGAACAUGAAGGAACUGAAGGAGCCCAGGCAUCGUAAAGAUAACCGGCGUCCAGACCUUGAAAUUUACAAGCCUGGCCUCUCCCGGCUUAGGAACAAACACACACUAUUAAAACAGGAAGCCUCAGCGUAUGAAGGGACCGGAUCUGAGGAAUCCAAGGAUGAAACUGCUAGUGACAAAGAUCCUGCUGUUACUGGAGGGAGAUCUCCGGUCACUGGAGAUCUCAGCAAAGGUGACAGCCAGAAGCAGAAUGGUCCCUCCCAGGGAAAUGGAGAGAUGGAAAGUAAAGCUGUUUUUCAGAGCCAAGAGAAUUCGGAUAAACACUCUGUCCCAGAUGACUGGUGUCCCAGGAUCAUCAGGAGAACCAAGAAGCCAGACCAGCAGAUCUAUCAGCCUGGGAAACGCCUGCAGACUGUUGCCAAGGAGGCAGCCAGCCAGCCAGCCAAUGAUAAAAUCGUCAGUAAGAUGGAGCAGCUGAGAGUUGAAGGAGAUGAAGAGACUGAAAGGGACAUUGGGAAAGGCAGCAACAGCAGCAGGACUAAACUGAACAAAGAGGAGAGGGAGGGAAGCCUGACUAGUGAGGUAGUGAAAACCACAAGGGGAGAAAAAGGAAGGCGGGUAGAGCGGGCUGACAGGGUCAGGAAAUCAAGUGAUGACUUGAUCACUGAGAAGCUGGGAUCUACAAAGCGAUACUCCCGCUCUGACAAACGGAGGAGCCGAUACCGCACCUGUAGCACAAGCUCAGCAGGGAGCAACAACAGCACAGAUGGAGCCCCACUGGCUGAUGGGGCAAAGAAGCGACAGGAGCGGGCCAAAGAGAGAAGCCGUCCUAAAAAACAGCUCUCUGCUUCCUCCACUGACUCUCUAGAAGAUGACAAAAUUGGGGAGACAGAAGCAUAUGGCUCCAGCAGAAAUUCAGAGAGAAAGCACCUGGAGCAGAGCCGAGCUUCUAAAAGUGAGAGUGAGUGGAGCAGCAAUGGGAAGGAGGUCAAGGGAGCCCUGCACGUCACCUUUGACAACAAGACCAUGAACAGAGACAUUUGUGUGGUGCAGACGGACAAGAAAAAGCCUCCCAAGUCUUUUAAUGUAAGUGACUCCAUAGAGGCUGUGGAGGUGAAGGGCAGGGAGCCUCAAGGGAGAGGCCGUGGGAUUCUCAUCCUGCCUGCCAACACAGACCUCUCUGCCAGUGCUGCAGGCUCUCCCGAAUCUACUCAGUCUGGGCCCAGGCUCCUGCUUGGUAGUGGUGGCAACAAGGGGUCCAGAGGCAGGAGCCGUGGAGGCAUCAUGCGCAGGUUGUGGGAUCCAAACAACCCGGACCAGAAACCUGCUCUGAAGAGCCAGACCUCACAGCUUCAUUUUCUAGAUACUGACGAUGAAGUGAGCCCCACUUCCUGGGGGGAUGCACGCCAGUCCCAGGCCUCCUACUACAAAUUUCAGAACUCUGACAACCCCUAUUAUUAUCCCAGUCCAAAAAGCCAAGGUACUCAGUAUCCCUAUGGAGGAUACUCUUUGCAAUAUCAGAUGGGCCCCAAUAACAGUGUUUACCCAGGAGCUUACUACCCCGGAUAUCCAGGCCAGUCAGGGCAGUAUAUCUGCAGCCCCCUCCCCUCUACCCCUUUGAGUCCUGAGAUGGAGCAGCAGAUGAGGAACAUACAGCAGCAGGAACUCAGCAAACUCCUUCGAGAGGCUGGGAACCAGGAGCAGCAGCUCAGCAACCUGCUUUCCAGAGACCGCAUCAGCCCUGAGGGUCUUGAGAAGAUGGCACAGCUGAGAGUAGAGAUGCUGCAGCUGUAUGAACGAUGCAUCCUCAUGGAUAUUGAGUUCUCCGAUAACCAGAAUGUGGAUCAGCUGCUCUGGAAGAACGCCUUCUAUCAGGUGAUUGAGAAAUUCCGUCAGCUCCUCAAAGAUCCACUAGUGGAGAACGCGCAGGAAAUUCGGAACAAACUGCUUCAGCUCCUCGAUGAGGGCACUAUUUUCUUUGACAAUUUGCUUCCGAAGCUGCAGGUGUCAUACCAGUUCAAACUGGAGGAUUAUAUGGAUGGGAUGGCCAUUCGCAGCAAGCCCUUGCGGAAGAUGGUGAAGUACGCGCUGAUCAGUGCCCAGAGGUGUAUGAUUUGCCAAGGGGACAUUUGCAGGUACAGGGAGCAAGCGAAUGACACAGCAAACUAUGGGAAAGCACGCAGUUGGUAUCUGAAGGCUCAGCACAUUGCCCCCAAAAAUGGCCGUCCAUACAAUCAGUUGGCUCUGCUGGCUAUCUACACGAGGAGGAAGCUGGAUGCUGUGUACUAUUACAUGCGCAGCCUGGCUGCCAGCAACCCCAUCCUCACAGCCAAAGAGAGUCUCAUGAGCCUGUUUGAAGAGACAAAACGCAAGGCUGAGCAGAUGGAACAGAAGCAGCAUCAGGUGCUGGAACUGAGCCCUAGCCGAUGGGGGAAGGGCAAGAAGUCCACAUUCCGACAAGUUGGAGAUGACGCCACUCGGCUGGAGAUCUGGAUUCAUCCCUCCCACCCCCGCUGCUCCCAUGGCCAUGAAUCCAGCAGAGAAUCUGAGCAGGACAAUGGUCUUGGGAACCUCAGCCCCAGUGAUCUGAACAAAAGGUUCAUCCUCAGUUUUCUCCAUGCCCAUGGGAAGCUGUUUACCAGGAUUGGGAUGGAAACGUUCCCUUCCGUGAUAGAGGAGGUCCUGAGGGAGUUCCAGGUGCUGCUGAAGCACAGCCCCCCUCCCAUCGGAAGCACCCGUAUGCUGCAGCUCAUGGCUAUCAACAUGUUUGCGGUGUACAACUCCCAGCCCAAAGAGUGCCUCUCGGAGGACUGUCGCUCAGUGCUCCAGGAACAGGCCACGGCGCUGGGACUCUGCAUGUUUGCCCUGCUGGUGAGGCGCUGCACCAGCUUACUGAAGGAGUCUGUCCAAGCUUGGCCCCAGGAAGCAGAGCAGGCCGAAGAGGAUGAUAUCAAGGUCUCCGCCUUGCCCCAGGAUCUGAAGGAGCUCCUCCCCAGCGUGAAAGUCUGGUCGGACUGGAUGCUCGGCCAUUCAGACACCUGGAACCCCCCUCCCACCUCUCUCGAGCUGCCCAAACAGGUUUCAGUGGACGUGUGGGCGACACUGGCCGACUUCUGUAACAUACUGACCACAGUGAAUCAGUCAGAGGUGCCAUUGUACAAGGACCCUGAUGAUGACCUUUCCCUGCUCAGCCUGGAAGAGGAUCGGCUCCUUUCAGGCUUUGUCCCCCUUCUGGUCGCCCCCCAGGAGCCCUGCUACGUGGAGAAAACCUCGGACAAGGUUAUUGCAGCUGACUGCAAGAGGGUCACAGUUCUGAAGUAUUUCCUGGAAGCCCUUUGUGGACAAGAAGAGCCUUUGCUGGCAUUCAAGGGUGGAAAAUAUGUGUCAGUGGCACCCGUCCCAGACGCCAUGGGAAAGGAAAUGGGAAGCCAAGAGGGAAAACAACUGGAAGAUCAGAAGGAGGAUGACUUGAGGAUUGAGGCGUUUGAAGAUGAUUCUGAGGCUGAAGUCAGUGGAGAAGAGUUUGACAUCAGGGAACUCAGAGCCAGGAAGCAAGCACUGGCCAGGAAAGUAGCUGAGCAGCAGCGUCGUCAGGACAAGAUUCAGGCUGUGCUGAAGGAUCAGAGCCAGAUGCGACAGAUGGAGCUGGAGAUCAGACCUGUCUUCCUGGUACCAGACACCAACGGCUUCAUCGACCACCUGAACAGCCUGAAGAGACUGCUGGAGUGGCGGAAGUUCAUCCUGGUGGUGCCCCUGAUUGUGAUCAAUGAGCUGGAUGGCCUGGCCAAGGGCCCAGAGCUGGAGCAUCGGGCCGGGAGCCAUGCCCGCCUGCUACAGGAGAAAGCCAGGAGAUCCAUUGAGUUCCUGGAGGAGCGCUUUGAGAAUCGCGACAACUGCAUGAGGGCUCUGACUAGCCGAGGCAACGAGCUUGAGUCCAUCUCCUUCCGCAGUGAAGACACCACUGGCCAGCAGGGCAACAACGAUGACCUGAUUCUGUCCUGCUGUCUCCAUUACUGCAAUGACAAGGCCAAGGACUUCAUGCCCACCAACAAAGAUGAUCCAAUCCGUCUGCUCAGAGAGGUGGUGCUGCUCACAGAUGAUCGGAACCUGCGUGUCAAGGCACUGACCCGGAACGUGCCUGUGCGAGACAUUCCCACCUUUCUGAAGUGGGCCCAAGAGGGCUGAGCAGGUGUGACUGAGGAGGAGAUGUCCCCGCGUGAAUGACGCAGCGUGUUGCUGGUGGGAGAAUGGCUUUUGAGGCAGCCCUGCACCACCAUCACUGCCUCCCAACCCAUCAAUGAACAAUAAACACCACGUCUUCAAACCCACCCGCGAAAGGCCAUGCUGCAAAGGGAAGGUCACUGCUGUGGAUGGGUCUUGCGGAAGCUAGGACUCUGUGGGUUGCCAUGGUCUUUGGGAAGAGUGGGGCAGCAGAGCAGGAGGGCACUGGUCCCUGGGGGGAACUUUGGGCUAGCCCUAUUGCCAGUCUCAGCCUCUUGCUCGUCAGCGUCCUUGAUUGGAGAGAGCUCCCUUUGGAGGUCAGUGUUCUCCUUGGACUUGUGCUUUGAGCGGGCCAGAGAGCCUGGGGAAUGGGAACCUCCUGUCUGCUAACUGGCUACGGAAAGGGGGAGGGACCUGGCAUUGUGGCAAUUCCUGCUAGCGGUUUCCAGAGGGGCGUGUGUUCCUGCUGGAGCCCUGGCUGCGCCCCCUGAGACAUUGUGAAUGUGGAGGUCAGGGUCUGUCCUGCUCUCUCGGGCCAUUUUGCUCACACCUUGGCUUUUCCUCUCCGCUUGUCUCAAUUCCUUCAUCUGUCCACUUCUGUGGCAGCUCGUGUUAGUGCCCCUGAUUUGAGCCCUGCUGCAGCUGGGCCAGCAUAUCAGCCCCAUCACUUCCCAACAGCGGAGCCUGGCUGGAUGUAAUGUAUAUUGGCUCAUUUUCCCCUUCUGAAGAUGCUCUGGUCCCCUCUCCAGUUGGGGGGCAGCAGGUUCUGCUCUGAGAACAUCACCUCAAGCUUUGGGUGGCCUGUUGCUAAGGUUCCAGUGCUGCUUUCACGCAAAGGAAAAGCAUUAAAUACCCAGGCAGCAUUGUUCCAUGCUUGCUUCUGUCCCUCUGCCACACAUACUCCUGAGCCCUCUGCCCCAUAUACCUCCUGAGCCCCCUGCUCUGCCCCCUGCCCCAUCCACCCUCUGCCCCAUAUACCUCCUGAACCCCUUGCUCCGCCCCCUGCCCCACACACCCUCUGCCCCAUAUACCUCCUGAGCCCCCUGCUCUCCUCCCCCAUACCAGAUACACACCCUUAGAUCCUGCCCCACCCUCCCUGCCUCUUGUCAUGUUUGUAACCUGCUCUUAAGGCUUUGACAUUACAAUAAAACUCUCCAUUGAGUCACCCUGAGAUCACGACAGGCCAUGCUUUGGGGUCCUGAGGGAACUCUCAGGUGCUCACUUUCCCAGGGGCUGUCAUAUGGGGCCAGAAGGACCCAGGAGAAGGUGAAUUAUUCCUGUGGCCAGAGGGCAGAAGCAGCUGGGCUGGGCAACAGCUAACAAGACCCUGACACUGAACUGCCAAUGGUUGCUGCUUGAGCAGCUUUGCAAGGCCUAAUUGCCCCUUCAGCAUGGAUGGGGAGCCCUUGAGCUGACCCCAUUGCCCUGUCGUCUGCCUCAUUGAGCCUUGUCAGACAGCAUCCUCUCCAGAGUGGAAAGGGUCCCACAGUGCCUGGCGUUGGUGCCGGUUUCUGGUGCUGCUGGGCAAGUGCAGACCAGAGAGGGCCACGCAGCUGUGGCUGAGCUCUGUCUCCUCCAUGGAGCCAGCCCUCCUAGUCUGAGACCGAGCCCUAGUGGGGCGCCCCAGGGGGCAGAGGCUGAGGGAGCUGUAGUCACCUCCAAGCUCCUGCAGCUAGGCCAGGCCUCUGCAGAACAGCCCAGGGAGCUCUUGGCCAGGCAGGUACCCAGCACCUUAAGGAAGGUGCAAUGUUGCCCUCUCUAGGGACUUAGCUGUACUCCCAGGCCUUCCCCACGCAGGGCCAGCAUCUCUGCAGGAGCCCAGGGUGCGAAGGGCCCUGUGGGAGGAGUGGAUGGAGCCUGGAGAGGGAGGCAGCAGGACUGAAGCCAGCGGUUGGUUUUUGCCAGUGAGGCUGCUCCUGACUGCUCAGCCCGGGGGGAGGGGGACAGUGCUCUCUAUGGCCUCCCUCAGGAGAGGGAGGCAGCUGCUUCACUGGCAGACGGGGGGAUUCUCUCGCCACCAGCAGCUCAUCCACCCCUUCCCCAGGGGCUGCCUCACCUGGGACCUUGGUAUGGGACGGGGUGGGGCUCAGGGCUGAGCCCCCAGGCCCUGCUGUGCAGAUUACAGAUGCUGGGACAGCCUGAGUCUUGCGUGCUCACAAACCAGUGCUAGCCAGGUGCUUUGCAAAGGGCCUCACAGCCUCACUACAGACCCUGACUUCCUGUCACAGUUUGCUCCGGGGUGGCUAGGCGACAGAAGGAGGCACCUGGGCUGGGUGACGAGCCCAUGGACCAAGGUGGGGCUGCAGAGCAGGUCUGUGACACGCAGAGCAGUAAGGCCGGUACUGUCCCACUACAGCUGCCGGGGAGGUCUCCAAGCCAGUGCAUGCCUGCUGGUGCGCUAAAGGAACUCAAGCUGGAGCCACUGCCGCCUGCCACUGGACACCCAACCCAGGACCUUAGGACUAAACUGUGCCGAAGCCACCGUCCCCAGCCAAGGAACCGCCUGAGGAUGCUGCUGGUGUGAUCUGUGCAAGGAGCUGGGGCAGGCUGGCCUUCGCUCUAAGCGACGUUUGCGCAUUUGCUUUUCCCUAAACCGGGCUGUAUUUGAAACGUUUCUUCUGACGAACCUGCUGAACUCUGCCAUUGAACGGCCCCUGCUGAGCCAGCGUCAGGAGAGAGCUGGCCAGCCGACAGCCCAGGAAAGCUUUCCAGUGAAAGGGACAGUCAGCUCCAGCGUGGACACACCGUGUCCUCCCCUGGCGCCCCGUUGAUGGAAGGACUUGCCCCCACCAUCUCCCCUGGACACUGCUGGCGCCAGCUGCUGCUUCUCAGAGAUGUGUCCACUGACUGCAGGAACUGCUCUGGAACAUGACUGGACUGAGUGCUGGUAGCAUGAUCCACUGUGGGCACGUGAAUGAGCAGCCUGAUGCAAGCACACGCUAAUGACAGUCUGGAGGGAGCUCCUGCUUCCCCCAGGGCUGCUGGCUGCUCCCUGUGGCUGGGUGCUGGCUUUACUCCAUCCCUGCCCUUUGGCUCCCAUGUGACUCUCUCGUGCCCACGAGGCCUGGCCAGGCCUCAGGGUGAUGGCCAUGAGUUGUGUUGCUUUGUUAAGAUGUUUUCUUAAUAAGUUUUUCCUACCAAA